Molecule: messenger RNA, 1126 nt
Organism: Annulohypoxylon truncatum
Lineage: Eukaryota; Fungi; Ascomycota; Sordariomycetes; Xylariales; Hypoxylaceae
Product: clathrin light chain
Exons: 3
Coding region: 214-915 (233 amino acids)
Biological process (GO): clathrin coat assembly; intracellular protein transport; clathrin-dependent endocytosis
Cellular component (GO): plasma membrane; clathrin coat of trans-Golgi network vesicle; clathrin coat of coated pit
Molecular function (GO): clathrin heavy chain binding; structural molecule activity
Source: RefSeq, a predicted model, not a curated record
CUGUAAUCUGUACUUCGCGUACCUGAGAGGCUGCUACGCACUUGCAGCUUAAGCCCUUGUAAUUGAAUCUGACCUUGCUUUCAAGGUUGCGACGGUACCUCAAACAAAAACAGCAUCUGGAUACCAUAUUUCAACCGAUUUGAAAUUCUCUACAAACCAUUUUCCCUCAACCACUCCUGCCAUUAAAGCUAACUCCACCACCAUCUCGUCAACAUGGCAGACAGAUUCCCGUCCUUAGACGACUUCGAUUCCGGUGCCCAAACCGAGAUCCAAGAUGUUGGCGAGCCGUCAGCCGAUGAUUUCCUUGCUCGCGAGCGCGCCCUUCUAGGCGACGACGCAACACAAUUCACAACUGGCAACGAAUCUGCUGCUUUAGCAGAUCCCUCGUCUGAUGAUCUGUUGGGUGGAGGCGGUGAGACUGCUCAGUUUGAGAGCGCAUUCCCGGACAUCAACACUUCUAACGAGCAAGUCGCACCAGGAGGUACCAUUACUGGCCCUUCCGUCAACUACAACUCAGGCUAUGGUGCUUUUGUUGCUGAAGAGGAGGAACCUGAAGUUAUCAAGCAAUGGCGCGAGAAGCGAGACGCCGCCAACGCUAAACGAGCCGAGCAGCUGGCCGCCCAGAAGGCCGAGACCAUCAAGGAUGCGCAGCAGAACAUCGACGACUUCUAUGAGAACUACAACACCAAGAAGGAGAAGACAAUCGCACAGACUCGCAAGGACGCAGAGCAAUUCUUAGCAAGCCGAGACGACACUACUUCCGGUGGCACCAGCUGGGAGCGCAUUUCCAAAUUGGUUGACGUGAGUGGCAAGGGCCAGAAGGGCGGUGCUAGUGGUUCAGGAAAGGAACGAUUCCGCGAGUUGUUGAUGAGCUUGCGCAAAGACGAGAAGGCUCCCGGAGCUGAAGGAUAUUAAGCCUAUUUUCACCGACUGCCCACUUCCUACGUAGUGCUCUUGGUCACCUAGGGGCAUGAUUAACGGAGUCUGCCGGUUGAUUGGCUCCUAUCGACGGCAGCCCAUGGCAGACCAUUGCCAAUAUUGGUUGUACUUAGAUAACACUUUCACACUCAGGUAAAUAAGCAGGCAUUGUAGGGCCUUUUCUGUGCCUAGGGGCGUAAUUGGACUG